Molecule: messenger RNA, 1909 nt
Organism: Clupea harengus (Atlantic herring)
Lineage: Eukaryota; Metazoa; Chordata; Actinopteri; Clupeiformes; Clupeidae
Gene: c1ql3b
Product: complement C1q like 3b
Molecular function (GO): protein binding
Source: RefSeq, a predicted model, not a curated record
CUCUUUCUCUCUCUCUCUCUCUCUCUGUCUCUCACUCUGAAUCACAGGCAAUGUGAUCAACUUGUUUUCUCAAAAUACUGAAUCCACACGCUCUCACCUCUCUUACAUACGGACUUUAAUUUCUGGAUAUCGGCUUGGGUGGCUACUGAUGCACAGAGGACAAGGAUUUCAACUCAAACUCAAGGAGUUCAUAUCAAACAAAAGUUAACUAACACAUGUUUAAGUGGUUGAUUUAAAAAGGAAUAGCGUUUUUCUUAUAACCGGAGUAUCACUAAUAUAGCAAGAUUUCGCGUAAAAACAUUCAGGGGGAGCGCCCAGCCCUAACAAGACUGGCCAGCAGGGCGCGAAUGAUCACGACCGGUGUUUUGGGUGUUGUCAUGGUACUGGUGCUGGUGAUUUUAAUACCUUUCCUGGUAAACUCAGCUGGGACCUCAGCGAGUUAUGAGAUGCUCGGCGCCUGUCGGAUGGUGUGUGAUCCGUAUGGAACGAAGUCUCCAGCAUCUGCCUCAGCCAACACUGCCCGCGACAAUCAUUUGAUCCAAUCUCCACCGCCUUAUGCCCGGGGCCCCAAGGGUGAGCCAGGGCGCAUAGGAAGGAUUGGCCCCAGAGGUCAACCGGGUCCACCAGGGCCCCCGGGAGAAAUGGGAGAACCGGGACCACCUGGAUUACCGGGACCACCGGGAGAAAGCGCAGAAACCAAUGGCAUUAGCGCAGCAACGUAUAACACCAUGCCCAAAAUCGCCUUUUACGCGGGGCUUAAAAAACAACACGAGGGCUACGAAGUGUUAAAAUUCGACGAUGUGGUCACCAAUCUCGGCAACCACUAUGAUCCCACAACAGGCAAAUUCACCUGUUCAAUUCCGGGAAUCUAUUUCUUCGUAUACCACGUACUGAUGCGCGGAGGUGACGGGACCAGCAUGUGGGCUGAUCUUUGCAAAAACCAUCAGGUUCGGGCAAGCGCCAUAGCGCAAGAUGCUGACCAGAAUUACGAUUAUGCCAGCAAUAGUGUCAUUCUCCAUCUCGAACCUGGUGACGAGAUCUACAUCAAGCUGGAUGGCGGCAAGGCUCACGGUGGCAACAACAACAAGUACAGCACCUUCUCUGGCUUCAUGAUAUAUGCUGAUUAAAGCACAUUCGUUCACAUUUCUUGAAAUGGUCUCCCCUUGUAAUUACAAAGCAACAACUGGAAAUAAAUACUGACUAUCAGCUGUACUACUCUACUCAAUUGCAAAUGUUCUUGGUCAAAACAUCUGAAACGUUUUGGUAUCCUAAAACGCACGAAUUAAUUCCAUAUUGUUGAAUGAAAUGAAAUGGGGAUAGUCUCACUUGAGAAAAGUGGAUAAAAUAGUGUAAAACAUAUACUGAAUAAAGUUUUUAAAUAUUGCACUCUGUAUAGGGAAUGAUUCCUGUGCUACAAAAUCCAGCAAUCCCGCAUUCUCUGAAAAAUCCAGGUAUUCACCAGGUACAGCUAGUCCCUGGAGGCUGUCUAACCAAGUACUUGAGCCACGAGGCUUAAGACCAUAUUUGACUGACCUCUAAUGACAUCACCUCCUUGUUUGGCACAUAGAGUUAGUGGACAAUUAGUGGUGCAGCAGGAUUUGCAAUAAAAAACCUUUCUAGGAAGUAUGUCUGUGGUUUCAACCCUACAUUUCAGUGUUCUGUCAUGAAUAAUGUUGACAAUGUGUAUGUAAAAAAAUACCAUCUGCAUUGACAAUCCUUUGUUUUGUAUUGUAUCCGUCAUGACAUGUAGCUGAAAGCAUUGGAUUGUAAACUGAGUGUGCACUGAUGAAAGGAUAGGUUAAUUAAAGCAGAAUAUACUGUGUGUACACAUAUGGCUGGUUCAUGAUGAAGUUUCUUUUUCUGCGCAUAAUGCCAUGGCGUUACCAUUAAAAGAACCCAUGUGGUACAA